Molecule: messenger RNA, 888 nt
Organism: Megalobrama amblycephala (Wuchang bream)
Lineage: Eukaryota; Metazoa; Chordata; Actinopteri; Cypriniformes; Xenocyprididae
Product: putative ferric-chelate reductase 1
Exons: 5
Coding region: 156-731 (191 amino acids)
Molecular function (GO): oxidoreductase activity, acting on metal ions
Source: RefSeq, a predicted model, not a curated record
AAAAUCACAAAUACAAAACAGCUUUUACGCCCACAUGAAAUUCAAUCAGUCUGUAUUUAUGGGAUAGAAAUUUCCAUACUGUCAAUACAGAGGCUUCAAACAACCCCACAAUCCCUCUGCCAUUUCUGGAGGAGCAAACUUCUCACUCUUACACGAUGCAUGUUUACAUUCUCCUGGUCUUGUGUGUGUGUGUGAGGGGGGUCACAUCUUUCCCUAAUGGGGAAGUGGAGGAAUCCUGUCAAAGCAUGACCCCCAAUCACUCUGAAUUUAAGUCCCAGACAAGCAGCUCUCCUUAUAAAGUCUCUGUGAACAGCACCACAUUCACAGCAGGACAAACCAUCACUGUAACCCUGCAGGCGGCAGAGAAUGCCUCCGAAUUCCAAGGCUUCAUGUUACAGGCUCGAGAGGUGGACGGAAAAACUGCAGUGGGACGCUUCACAUCAAUAAAUACCGUCCAAUCCCGUGCCCUGAACUGCUUUAAUAUAGAGAACUCAACUCUCAGCCAAGCAUCUGCAGACAAGAAAUCCCAUUUUGAGGCUACAUGGGAAGCACCGACAAACUCCUCCCUGGGUGAUAUUCAGUUUGUUGUGACAUUUGUCAGAGACUAUCCAGUUUUCUGGAACAUGGUGAACAGCUCUACAAUUCGGUCAACGUCUCCUAUCAACACUCCAUCUACAACAAGAUUCACUGUGAUUCUACUUGCACUAACAUUUACUUCGAUCAACCUUUGAUAAGUAUAAACAGUUCUAUAGAAAAACACUGAUGUUUUAUAUUAAACAUAAUAAAACUUGAUGGUAAACGUUUUUAGUGUUUAUAUAAUAUAACCAUGCAGUAAUUGUGGAGAACGCAAGUACUUUAAACAUGUAAUAAAAUAGCUGACAACAAAAA